UGAUGGUGUGUGUGAUUAUUCCGCACACCAUCGUUACACUGUGUUCUUCUCGCAUAACAACCAUGUCAGCCGGGCAGGUGUAAGACGGCCAGAAGAACUACUCUAUGUAAGAUGAACGCUGAUGACAAGUUGGAUGGCAUGCUGCUGAAGUGCAGCAACGGAGGGGUAGAUGGAGGAGCGCGAGUCGGGCUGGCCGGCGGAAGAGGACUAGUGUUGAUGACCCUGGGUGAACGGUCCCUGGUGAACCACCCUCUCUUGGCCGAGGACGAAGACGACGAUGAAGACGACGAGGAAGACGAGGAGGACGAAGACUUGACCGGGACCUCGCUGGUCACUCACGACCUUCUCCCACCAGAGCAGCUGAUGAUGCAGGAGGAGACGAUGAAGAAUAUUGGUGGUGGAGAAGAGGAGGAGGGAGGAGGAGAGGUGGGAGUGCAUUUCCCCCUAAAACUCACCAAUAAGUUGCCGUGCUUGCUACAUAUGCCAAUGAGCAUCAAGCAGGAAGUGAAGCUGUCUGAACCAGCGGUCCAGAUAAAGAAGGACAAGAAGGCAUCCAAGGACCUGCUGGUGUGUCCCAAGAAGAAGAAAAGGAAGCAGCAUUCACCAGCAAAGAUUCUCAGCAACAAUGACGACGAAUCAUUGGGCAUGCAGAGUCCCAAGUGUCACAUCUGUGGUCACUGUAAUGCUGCGUUCAGAACCAACUAUCAUCUGCAGAGGCACGUCUUCAUUCACACUGGUGAAAAGCCAUUUCAGUGCAGCCAGUGUGACAUGCGCUUCAUUCAGAAAUAUCUCCUCCAGCGACACGAGAAGAUCCACACUGGGGAAAAGCCUUUUCGCUGUGAUGAGUGUGGGAUGAGAUUCAUUCAGAAGUAUCACAUGGAGCGACACAAGAGGACUCACAGUGGAGAGAAGCCCUACCAAUGUGACUACUGUCACCAGUACUUCUCCAGAACAGACCGGGUUUUAAAGCACAGGCGAAUGUGUCACGAGAGCAGGGAGAGAAAGAACAACAAGGCUGCUGGAAAAGUGGGAGCUUCACGUGAAGCAGAUUCUUUAGGUCUCCCCAUGCUUGCCAAAGAGUGCUCACUCCCCAAGAAAAAACGCCAGAAGUGUGCAGACAAGAGCUCAGGCGCUUCCUCCACUGUCCAGACGGAAGGGCACAUCAUCGCUAUUGUAGAAACGGAGGAGAAGGAGGAGCAGAGACAGAAAAAAAUUGAAGGUCCACCUCUCUAUGAUGUGUCCUCCAAAGUCAAACACGAGUAUGUGAUUGCCGACUACUCAGUGGAGUUCCCUGAAGACAUGGCCGGCCACCACGAAGAAGAAGAAGACGUGUCGUCAGAGGAGACGACCCCUCCUAAGCUUGUUCUGAAGAAAGUCCCCAAGAGGAGUCAGAAGCUGUCCAGCGAACAGACUCCUCCUUGUCUGUCCACGUUGUCUUCCUUUGAGGAAAAUACCAAGGUCACACAGUACACCUUUGAAAUCGUGGACAAGCAAGGCCUUCUAGAAAUAGAAAGCAACACUGAACUGGAGUCAGUCGAAACCCUUCAAGGAGGACCAACAAAGCCAGCACCCAGCAGCACAAACUACGACGACGCCAUGCAGUUCCUCAAGAAGAAACGCUACCUUCAGGCGGCCAUGGCCAACAACAGUCGGGAAUAUGGCCUGAACACAAGCAGCAUCUCCUCCCAGCCGCCUGUUACACAAACCGUGGUGUCGGCAGUCAUUGACGAAACUGUCCCCGUCACCAUUCUCGAGUCGCAGCCAAUCAACGCAGAGAUCAAGGCAUCUCACGACAAGAGUGUGUUACCAGAUGAGGUUCUUCAGACACUGUUGGAGCACUACUCCAACAAAGCUAACGGGCAGUCGGACAUCUCCUUUAGCGUGGCAGACACGGAGGUGACGUCAAGCAUAUCCAUCAAUUCCUCCGACGUUUCGGACAGCAGCCCCGUUGAGAGCCUCGGAGCCUCCAGCGCCCAGGCUCCCCCGGCUACAGAGAAGGUCAGCCUCCUGCAAGAGUACUCCAAGUUUCUCCAGCAAGCCCUGGAGAGGACCAGCCAGAACGACACCUACCUGACCAGCCAGAGCCUCAGCCUGGUCUCUGAAAGCCCCACGUUAGCCGGACAGCCUCUGUUCUCCACAGAGAAACAGUUUCCUUCCCCCAGCAGGUUCAAAUCAGGAAUGAGCUCCCCUCUGAGGUCCACUUUAGACAAACCUCACUUUGGAUUACUGGUCGGGGACUCCCAGCACUCGUUUUCAUUUUCAGGCGAUGAAACCACCCCUCCCUCCACAGUGUCCCCCGCUGAGGAGGACUUUCUGGAGCAGGUCUCGCCCUCUAAAAAGACAGAGUCCUCACCAGGAAUACUGCAGACAUUUCAGAUAAGCUCCUUCGAUCAGAACUUCAAAACUCACUUCCAGACAUCGAGAUCUGGAGCCUCCUCACAGUUUACUGUAAACAACGGACAAGUAAGUCUCCGGGCACACAGCACGGACUUCGCAGAGUUCCCCUUAGUCAGAGUCACUGAGAGCAGAUCUCAACUGAACUCCUCCCCAGACGUUUCAUCCAGUGAAACAUUUGGCUGAAGGGAUGUGUGUGUGUGUGUGGGGGGGUCAUCAUUCAUUUCUGUCAAUAAUUUCGGCUGCACUUUAUCUCAUGUCUCCUUUUUUGCCAAAUCAAGUCCUGUUGUAAACGAGUGCUCUUUCUUGAAGCAUUUGAUCACAAAACUCAUUCAUGAUCUUUUUUCUUUCUAAGUUCAACCUCAACCGAAUGGAAGUACUGACAAUGAAUUAAUCACGAGCAUUUCCCCUUUAAAAAAAGUGAAUUCUAAUCAUCAGUGGGUAUAUUUCCCCGGAAUGUACAUGAAGAGAUAAGGGGUGACCAAAGUUUAAAGUGUGAGGAAAUAAUAUGAAAAUGAUAUUGAAAUAUUCUCUCAUACUGUUGCCAUAGUUUAUUUUGAAUGUUUUUAUUUGUCAAUCAGUUUGCCUUUUGCUGCUUAAUGCAAUAUUUCCACUAUUUAAAAUGUAGGCCCUAUUUAUGUAUAACUUUUUUUCUCUUUCUGUAGCUACCUCCCCCGAGCUGUGUAUCAGGUUAUAGUUCAGUUCUCUAUGAAGCCAGGGCCACACUGGAUGUGUGAGCGCUGCUGGUGCGUUGGAGUCCCGUCUCGCUUCUCAUUUCUGUGCCUGUGUCCUCAGCUCAGAGCGGCCACACUGCCCAUGCUUUUCUUUUAGAGAGUUUGGGUCUCACCUAUUUUCUCUGAAGUACAGCACUUGGUUCACAGAAUCCGUUAAUCUGUCUUAACAAGGUGCACCAUAAGAUGCACAACUUUCCUACAGUAGAGUCCUGGCAUUUAGUUGAGCACAUCACUUUAUUAUACUAUUGAUAUCUAUAUAUAUGUAUAUCUACAUAUAUAAUUAUAUAUUUAUUUAUAUAGUCAUCUAAGCAGAAACUUCAUGUAGCAGCUCUGCAGCAGACACACAACAGACACCUGAACAGAAGCAAGCGACACACAGCAGAUCAGUGACGCAGCUGUCACACACUGCACACGCACCCAGUGUGGCCCGGGUGGGAACUCCUGUUAAACUGCUCAUUAAAAUGAAACCAGAAUUAGAGAUUAUUGACUAAAUGUCUUUUUGAACUGGCCUCAAAUGGGUGUUUCUACACAAAUCGUGUAACGGUGUUUGUCGGAUCUGAUUCUCAUUCACAGAUUGAACCUAAUUUGUUUUUUGUGAUGUCCCAAAAUAAUUAUCAAUCAUGAAUUGUUUAACAUUCUUGGUGGAAUUUCCAGGUAGUGACUUUUACCAAUAUAACGUCAGUGCAGUAUAAACUGUGCAAUUUUUAAAAAGGCUGGGCCGAUUAGAUCUGAAAGAUUUUCUCCCCCCCCAAAAAAAGCUGCACGCAUGUAAUGUCUGCAGGAUAAUUCUUAUUUUCUCUUGGUUGUUGUGAAAUCACACGACAGGAUUGUGCUUAAUGUUUGCACAACUUGCACAUUAUUCACUACAAGAGAUGUGGCACUUAUAUCACAGUGGAUGAGUUGCAUUAUACCUUUAUUUAAAAAAGGCAAAAACUGAGAUUUCUGACAUGGACCAAUUAUAGUGAAAGCCCCUUUGUCAGAUAUACAUUAUGAGAUGACCCUCUUUGCUUUAGUCACUUAGCUGCAGCUUGACGUCUGGUUCUUAUCGGAGCUUGCACUGGUUUCUGGGGAACAAAACCUCCAUGACGAGAACCCUUUCUUUUCAUUGAAGGUCAAAGGUCAAAGAAAACAGGGAGAUUGGUUUUCAAGUUUCAUCAAUUUUGUAUGUGCCUUUCUUUCUUUCUUUCUUUUUUCUUUUUCUUUUCUCAUUCUUUAACAUGCAUUCUCUCUGCCAAUGUUCUAAAGUAACUAAUUCAACUUGCACAAUAUCAACACACAUAAGCUAUAUCAACCUGUUCAGUCUGUGAUACGUUGAGAUGUGGGAGCUAUGUUUAAUUUUGCCCAUCAUAGACUUUAAGAAAGAAAUAGCACAGAGUCAAGUCUUAAACCAUUAUCUGUACCAUGCUACAGUUUGUCCAUAUGAGUUAUGUUAUAUAUAUAUAUAUAUAUACGUAGUUUUGAUCGUGAUCCGCUCGUAAGCAACAUCUGUCUAUAGGCCUUGUUUUAAAUAUGGUUGAGUGAGAUCUCCUCUGUACUUUAUCGCACUCUUCACUGUAUUCCACGUGUACAUGUUUGUGUUACGUCUUAGGUGCUACUGUGUUGAUCACUGUACCAUCGAAAACUAGGUUCGCUCCCUCCCCCUCGAGCUCCCUCUUGUUAACGUUUCUGCUGACAAUCAGGGACAGACGGACAUAGGUGCCGAUUCUGUGGGUGAUCCGGGGUAACAUUAGCAUUGAUUUUAUGCUAAAACUAGGCUACCCUUUGAAAAAAACAUGCAACGAAACAUCCCACCCCCUCCCAUUGGCUCUCUCGUCAAAGCUACGCCUCCAAAACACAUGAACGUAUACUGAGUGACAACUGCUGGAAGCCGUCUUUUCCGUGACUUGCCCGCUAACCUCGGUCUAUCGUCAGCGAAUGGUCCUGUUUAAUACAGUUCUAUGAGCAGUUGCAUUUUUCCUGUCUUUAUAUUGUGAACAGGUAUUCAAGAACUAGAAUUAAAAGUGUUUCAGAAUCAAAUGACCAACCCUGGACUUCACGGAUGGUGUGAGAUUACAAACAACUGGAGGGACCACACACGUCUGUGAUUGCUUGCAACUCUGUCAGUGUCCUGCUCAAAAUCCUAGUCACCAAUCAAUGUCAGUUAAACUUAAGAUCUCCGGUCAUACGUUUUAUUUAGGGCGAGUGUCAACUGAGAUGAAAGUUACUUCACGGCUGCGUGCGGGUCAUCCCUGUUCAUUUCCUACGGUGCUGAAAUGCUCAAAUUUGUCCACUUUUUACAAUUUCGCAAUUCAAGUAAGCUAUGGUUUUUGCAUUGGCUUUAUUUUAGGACGUGGGGGUCGGAUCUUACUGUUUCAAGCUCCCAUUGGCUGCGGCAUAAAUCGACGCCUACUCAGACAACCACCCGCAUUAAUCCCAAGAUACUUUAUUUUAUCCUCAUUGAACAUUCCCUCUAGAAUGUACAGACAAUAUUCUGCUGUAAAUACAUUGUAUAUUUUUACGUUCUGAGAAGUACUGUUCGAUCUCUGUGUCGAUCGCGGGACAAGGCUCAUGCAAGAGACACUUUUUGUCAGAGAAAGGCACAUCUGUUCGUUUUCAGCAUUCACGCUGCGUGUUCCUGAGGUUAGUGUGUAAACAAUGUUAGCAGAAGACAAUUGACCCUUUUACGGUUUUAUUGGUUAUAAAAUUGCUUGGGACAUUAAUGCAGUUGAUUUUGCAUCAUGAUGGGUUUUGACUGUACAAAAAUGUAUGUAGAAAAACACCCAGAAAGUAAUGCUCCAGCAUUUUUGGUGUUCAACCUCAGCAGCUUAAAUUCAUGUCAGUUCAAGUAGAUUUUGAAUGGAAUUUUACUCAAAAAAAUCUCUAAAUAUUCCUUUACCUCCCUGUUUCACUGAAAGCAGUUUUUAAAAGCACAUCGCAGAGGAGUAAUUCUAUUGUGGGAAAUUGUAAACCCCAUUAAAGUGUUCAUUUUGAAUUCAGUUAAAAAAAAACAACUGUUUAUGGAGAUUCAUGACCUAUCAGCAGUACAACGGUAUUUUUCCUUUCAAUGAACUACUGUCAGUAACCUGGCCAUAAGUGUCCUUGUAUAAGCUAGAGAAAAAAAAAGCUUGUCUGAAAAAGAAAAAGAUCUGAAUUAUGAAUUUUUUGAUAAAGUAUUUUUGAAACGUGUCAUCUAUUGCUACCCUCGUUUCCUCUCUGUAUAAGUCCUUUGUGUCAAGAUGAUUCAAACAGGAUGGAGCGUAAACCUGAACCGGCGUUUUCAUACUUCUAACGAACUCUGACGAGGAAGCCUCAUCGCUCCACUGCCACCAGGGGGCGGGAUAGCGUUGAUCUCAAGUUAGACAGGGAGGUUUGUUUGCAUGGGCUCUAACUUGUCGGGUCGAGUGAACUUGUUCUUUUUUUUUUUUUUAAUAACGUGCAGCUUUAAUUGUAGCUGGUAAAUUUCAGUCAAGUAACCCCAUAUGAUUAGAUCGUUUUGCAAUAUGUUAUGGUUUGUAAACAAUCAGAUUAAAUUGUUGUUUUGAUUGUUGUGUGUCAUGUCCUUAUAAAUAAAAAUGAUUCACACCAUGA
This is a messenger RNA of Platichthys flesus (European flounder), 6695 nucleotides long. RefSeq names its product zinc finger protein 148 (gene znf148). Gene Ontology annotation, biological process: regulation of transcription by RNA polymerase II. The transcript has 7 exons. Gene Ontology annotation, molecular function: DNA-binding transcription factor activity, RNA polymerase II-specific; RNA polymerase II cis-regulatory region sequence-specific DNA binding. The record is from RefSeq and is a predicted model, not a curated record. NCBI's taxonomy places the organism in Eukaryota, Metazoa, Chordata, Actinopteri, Pleuronectiformes, Pleuronectidae. Bases 112 to 2580 code for a protein of 822 amino acids.